Molecule: messenger RNA, 324 nt
Organism: Racocetra persica
Lineage: Eukaryota; Fungi; Glomeromycota; Glomeromycetes; Diversisporales; Gigasporaceae
Source: the annotation of a GenBank genome assembly
AUUCCACGGAAGCAACUUUACGACUAAAUUUAAAUCUAUCUUUUUAUCAACAAAUUAAAAAUGAUUUAUAUCAACAACUCAUAACUAGCCUUCCUAUUAAUGCCAAUAGAUUGUAUAUGACAGGAAAUGUUCAAUCUGACUCUGCUGAUUCAAAUAUUUUGGUUGAAUUUUCAGUUAUAAAAGCAACGGAUUCUUCAAAUGAGCCAAGUGUAAAGGAUAUAAUUAAUGAUUUGGAUGAUAUGAUUAAAAAUAAAGACACAAGUGCACUUUAUGGCAAAAAUUAUACAAAAUUUUUGGAUAGUAAUUAUGGAUUUCAACCUAAAG